Messenger RNA from Hemisphaericaspora subhashii, 1503 nucleotides. RefSeq names its product NADPH-adrenodoxin reductase (gene ARH2). Gene Ontology annotation, cellular component: mitochondrion. The coding region runs from base 1 to 1503 and encodes 500 amino acids. NCBI's taxonomy places the organism in Eukaryota, Fungi, Ascomycota, Pichiomycetes, Serinales, Debaryomycetaceae. Gene Ontology annotation, biological process: ubiquinone biosynthetic process. The record is from RefSeq and is a predicted model, not a curated record. The transcript has a single exon.
AUGCAUUUAAGAACCGGGAUAAGAUGGAUAUCAUAUUCACAUAGACUCCUCAAUACCAAUGCAUAUAAGAUUGCAAUUAUAGGAACUGGACCUGGUGGGUUCUAUACUGCUCAUCAUUUGUUAAAUAAGUCAUCACCAGAUAUGAAAUUAUCAAUUGAUUUCUUUGAACGUUUACCAACACCAUUUGGAUUGAGUAGGUAUGGAGUAGCUCCUGACCAUCCUGAAGUUAAGAAUUGUGAAGAAUAUUUAGUCGAUAUCAUGAAUGAUUUCGGAAAUGGGGAUAACCAACGUCAUUCUGUGAGAUUUUUGGGAAAUGUGGAUGUAGGUAAGGAUAUUUCACUUGAUAUGCUCCAAAAACAUUAUAACUCUGUAGUACUUGCUUACGGAUGUACAGCAGCAGAUAAUAAAUUGAAUAUCCCAGGAGGUGAUAAUUUGCCAGGAGUUAUGCCGGCACGUCAAUUCGUCAACUGGUACAAUGGACAUCCUGAUUAUUACGAAACUGGAAGUAAAUUCAUUCCACCAAGUUUGGAUAAGAUUGAAGACGUGAGUAUUAUCGGAAAUGGGAAUGUUGCACUUGACGUCGCCAGGAUAUUGUUGGCUGAUCCAAAAGAACAUUGGGCCAGGACUGAUAUAUCCACCGAAGCCCAGGCAUUACUUGAAAAAUCUACAGUUAAGAAUGUCCGAAUUGUUGGUAGAAGAGGUGUUUUAGAAUCUGCAUUUUCGAAUAAAGAAAUUCGUGAAUUAUUUGAAUUAGAAAAUGCAAGUUUUAUCCCAAUGGACGAUUCAUUGUUAUCUUCAAUUGAUAGACUGAAUCUCGGGAGAGUAAAUAAAAGAAAAUUGUCAAUUAUUGAGAAAUUCAACGUAUCUCCUAAGGAAGAUAAAACACCCAAGAGCCACACUUGGUCAUUAGAGUAUCUCAAAUCUCCAAUAAAAUUCACUCUUAAUCCUCAAGAUCCUACCUUACUUGCAUCAACCACAUUUGUCGAAAACGAACUAGUUCACGACCCACUCAUCCCAUAUGUCAAAUGCAAACCAACAUCAAAACAAACCGAACUUAAAAACGAGUUGGUGAUUGUUUCAAUAGGAUACCAGGGCACACCAUUAACGGGUUUCGAAGAAUUAGGUAUCUGGUUUGAAAAUAAUAAACUCCAGAAUAAACAAGGGAGAGUAUUAUCCGUAGAAUCUAAAGACAAUGAACACAAUGCAGUCUUCAAGACUGGGUUCUACACUGCCGGAUGGAUUAAGACUGGUCCAAAGGGGGUAAUUGCCACCACUAUGAUGGACUCCUUUGACACUGCUGAUAAGAUGUUGGAGGACUUAACCAAUAAUCACGCAUUGAAAAUUGAGGAUGAAAGAGAUAUAACCCAAGUGUUGAAUAAGGAUAUCGUUCAUUGGAAGAAUUGGGGGAAAUUAGAUGCAUACGAAUUGGAGAAGGGAAAAGAGUUAGGUAAAGUCAGAUACAAGGUAUGUAAUAAACAAGAAAUGCUCGAAAGGGCAUUGUAA